AUGAGCUGGAGCGAGCCUUGGCUAUUCCUAGACCGCCUACGGCGCUGGCUUGCCCUUCUCUCUCGCGCUCUACUACCAUCCACCUCUCCCAAAGACGAGUCCGCUAUCGAAGUGCUCCAAGAACACCGAAUUCGCCUUGUCGUGGCCCUCCAACACACUGACCAGCAGGAAAUGCUGCUACGCGAAUCCUACACCGAACAGACCUUUGACUACGUCUCUCAAUGCUUGCGGACGUGCCUGCUUCCACUAUCCGCCGCUCUCGUAUACGUUCCAACCAAUAUGCCUCCGCAGCCGCUCGGUGGAGCCUUGAGUGAAGCACAGAAGGUCCUGUAUACCUCGCUGGACUUGAAUGUGGCGGCCUUGCAGUCCAAGGUGGGGAAGCUGGAAAACGCACCCAAGCACAAUGUUGUCGAUCGCAUGGCGAUUGUCGUGCCGAGUGGGUGGGACAGCGUCGGUAAAAUCCGGCUGCUCUCAGAGAACUUCAGCCCCGAAGCGGUCUUGGAAGGCUGGACGACUGAUCUCGCAAUCCCCAUCUUCCCGUCCGAAGAAGAGCACGAGACAGAUGAUGCUCCCGACGAUGCCGCAGAGGCGGACUCAAAUGAGCACGAUCUACAUGCGAAUGGAGGCGCUGAGGUCUACGAGUCGGGCCCCCGGCCCCCCUCUCUCGUCAGCUCGCCUCCACCUUCUCCGCCCAUGUCCCCUUCAAAGCUGCCCAAAUCAGCCCUUGCAGACUACGAACGGCGGGUCCAAGAUCCCAAUGCUCAUAAGGCUCCCCCUCCGCCCGAGAUCGAGGUCACCAUGCAACCGACACAAGAAUUUCUGGCGGACAUGCGCGCUCAACUUGUGCAAUACGAAGCGCAAGACGCCGAGAAAGGCAGUUUCGCGAGCACAAAUGCUGGCGCCCUCAACACCAGCAAAUUCAACCUCAACAUCGCCGGCGCAAACGCUACAGGCGAGGCUCUUGACAACUUGGGCGACGUGAGCUUCAACGUGGGAGGCGUAUCGUACAACACUCUCACGGCGGGCGAGGCCAUCGAGCGACUGAAGCGGCCGCAGCUGGCGUCGCCCCGAUCGGAUUCCAAGUCUGGGACGCCUCGGUCUGCGAGGCGCGACCAAAGCGGGACUCAGGACGGCGACUUUCCCACGGAGAAGUUGGAGGAGUACUUUGCCAGCUUGAUCAAAAAGGGUGGAGGAAGCCGAGGGAGUACGCCGAGCAAGAGCUAG
Neohortaea acidophila is the source of this 1224-nucleotide messenger RNA. RefSeq lists its product as uncharacterized. Gene Ontology annotation, cellular component: cytoplasmic dynein complex; centrosome. Gene Ontology annotation, biological process: microtubule cytoskeleton organization; microtubule-based movement. The transcript has a single exon. The record is from RefSeq and is a predicted model, not a curated record. The coding region runs from base 1 to 1224 and encodes 407 amino acids. Gene Ontology annotation, molecular function: dynein heavy chain binding. Lineage: Eukaryota; Fungi; Ascomycota; Dothideomycetes; Mycosphaerellales; Teratosphaeriaceae.